GCAGGUUCAAGAGUCGGCCGGUGAAAUCAGGUAAAACGGAUCAGAUAUUACGAGCGUGCGGCUGAUUUUUCAGCAAUAUUAAAUUAAGUAAAUGUCAUUUAUUUGUUGCACAAAUCUCGCUGGUUUUUCCCGUCGCUCUCAUGGGCGUCUGCAUCCGCGCCUGCUCCGGGCAUCUCCAUAACAACAGAGGAUGGAGAGGAGAAAGAGUACGUCGGCUUCGCCACCCUCCCGAAUCAGGUUCACAGGAAGUCGGUGAAGAAAGGCUUCGACUUCACGCUCAUGGUGGCAGGCGAGUCUGGUUUAGGAAAGUCCACACUGAUCAACAGCCUGUUCCUCACAGAUCUGUACAAAGACAGAAAACUACUGAACGCUGAAGAACGCAUUAGUCAGACGGUGGAGAUCAUCAAACACACUGUUGACAUCGAGGAGAAAGGUGUUAAACUGAAACUGACCAUUGUGGACACGCCGGGUUUUGGAGACGCCGUCAAUAACACAGAGUGUUGGAAGGCCAUCACGGAUUACAUCGAGCAACAGUUUGAGCAGUAUUUCCGGGAUGAAAGUGGACUGAACAGGAAGAAUAUUCAGGAUAACCGCGUCCACUGUUGCCUGUACUUCAUUCCUCCAUUUGGACACGGUUUGCGGCCCGUGGACGUGGAGUUUAUGAAAGCUCUCCAGGACAAGGUCAACGUGAUUCCGCUCAUUUCCAAGGCUGACUGUCUGACGCCAGCGGAGAUGAAGAAGAUGAAGGACAGGGUGAGAGAAGAGAUUGAGAAGUUUGGAAUCAAAGUGUAUCAGUUUCCAGACUGUGAUUCUGAUGAGGACGAAGAGAUGAAACAACAGGACCGAGAGCUGAAGGAGAGCGCUCCAUUUGCUGUGAUCGGCAGCAACACAACAGUGGAGGUUAAAGGUCAGCGGAUGAGAGGGAGACUGUACCCCUGGGGCAUUGUGGAAGUGGAGAAUCAGUCUCACUGUGAUUUUGUCAAGCUGAGGAACAUGCUGAUUCGCUCUCACAUGCACGACCUGAAGGACAUCACGUGUGACGUGCACUAUGAAAACUACAGAGCUCAGUGCAUACAGCAGAUGACAAGCAAACUGACCCAGGACAGCCGUGUGGAGAGCCCCGUCCCUAUCCUCCCACUGUCCACUCCUGACGUAGAGACGGAAAAACUGAUCAAGAUGAAGGAUGAAGAGUUGCGGAGAAUGCAAGAGAUGCUUCAGAAAAUGCAGCAGCAGAUGCAUGAGCAGGACCUGUGAGCAGAAAUAACCCGAACUUCACCAUCACAAGCUGACACCACAACACGCUAACAACACGCUGAAUGACACGCAAUGAACACGAGACAGACGCGAAACACAGUGUUUGAUUUAAACAGGGUCUAGUGCAUCUAAAAACGCUUUAUAAGAUGAAAAAUGAAUUCAAGCUCAAACAUUUGUGAUCUGUUUUAAUUGUUUUCACACUUUGUACAGAAUGUGAUAUUUUACACGUUGUAGACAUGACAAGUGUUAGAAUUGUUCUCUCUGCGCUAAUCGUUUAUCGUCGACACAUUUUUGUGACACCUUUCAAACCAAAUUUUUGUACUUUUAGAAAUGUGUGUGUGUGAAUGUGCAGACGUGUUUAAAAUAGAGCUCAGAGUGUUUGGGUGUUUCCCCCCCACAUUAAGUACAACAGGUUUACACACUUAAUAAUGAACAAAAGCACUGCGACUCCUUUUAACGCGUUUAUAUAUUUCUUUCUAACACCUUCUUUGCAUUAUUUAUUCGUUCAGAGCACCCUUUAAGUUGUGAAUUUUGCCGUACAAGUUGCCAAGUGUUAUGAUGCUUUGCAAAUUGAUCCAACUUUUGUCUGCUCUCUUUUAUAGAUUGCACUGAAUACUUUCUGACAAUUUUGUAUUAUUCUGAUGAUAUUACACCACUAACAGUAUAAAAAGAAAAACAUGAAUAUUCUCAAUAUUUAGCACUACUAUGUAACAAAUUGGAAAAACAUAUCAGACCAUCUCUAACAGUGUUUGUUAUAAUGCAUGCAUUGACAACUUGAUAUGACCUGCACUGUAUUACAUUUAUAUUGAGACAUUUAGCGGAUGCUUUUAUCUAAAGUGACUUACAGGAGUGAGGAAAAUAAUAAAGUGAUUCAUAUCCAGGC
Triplophysa rosa is the source of this 2137-nucleotide messenger RNA. RefSeq names its product septin 5b (gene septin5b). The transcript is spliced from 11 exons. Gene Ontology annotation, biological process: regulation of exocytosis; cytoskeleton-dependent cytokinesis. Gene Ontology annotation, molecular function: GTPase activity; GTP binding; molecular adaptor activity. Gene Ontology annotation, cellular component: microtubule cytoskeleton; cell division site; septin complex. NCBI's taxonomy places the organism in Eukaryota, Metazoa, Chordata, Actinopteri, Cypriniformes, Nemacheilidae. The record is from RefSeq and is a predicted model, not a curated record. Bases 280 to 1254 code for a protein of 324 amino acids.